Messenger RNA from Salvelinus fontinalis (brook trout), 3109 nucleotides. Its product is annotated as sodium-coupled monocarboxylate transporter 1-like. Lineage: Eukaryota; Metazoa; Chordata; Actinopteri; Salmoniformes; Salmonidae. Gene Ontology annotation, biological process: sodium ion transport; propanoate transmembrane transport. Bases 594 to 2423 code for a protein of 609 amino acids. Gene Ontology annotation, molecular function: organic acid:sodium symporter activity. Gene Ontology annotation, cellular component: membrane. The transcript is spliced from 15 exons. The record is from RefSeq and is a predicted model, not a curated record.
AGGAAGUCUUGCCUAACUGGAGGAUGCAUUUCUAGUAAUUCUCAACUUUAUUCAACCUCAACAAAUACGGUAGACUUAACAAAUAGGAAUAUUGGACAUUUGUUCUUGGAAUUCUAGUAUGUUUGUAUAAGGAUGUUUCUUUUAAUUGUGGAUGUCUAUUGUAAGUGUCAAAGAACUGCAAUAAUCCCAACAUUUUAUCUGCAUUAACACAUUUCUGAGGUGAUAAUCUAGUUGACUGAGAAUUUAUUUGCUAUUGUUUUGUUUUCUUGGAAUACUGAAAAAAGGUUGGACACAAUUUGAACAAAAUGUAUUUAUUUUGACAUUCUUGAUCAAAUCAAACAUUCCUUCUCUACUUAGUGAAAGUUAAAUAUCAAUGCUACACCUAUUCUGUAAUUCACAUACCAUUUAUCUGAUUAAAUUGUAAAUAGGAAAAAUAGUGUGCAUUGGAAAGAAAGGAAAUUAAACAUUAGCAACAUUGCCUAACAUUCAACCUGUAAGAUCUAAGUGGCGACCAGUGGGUGAAAGUGGUUAGAUAGUGAAGAUUAGAUAAGUGUUGGUCUCUGCCGGAGGGAUCUCUUCUGUACUCAUUAACCAUGACGACGGGUUCAGGGGGCCCAGUGGCCUCGUUCUCUGUGUGGGACUAUGUGGUGUUUGUGGGCACAGUCCUGGGGGCGGCCGGCAUUGGCCUGUUCCAAGCCAUCCGGGGCCGCAAGAACACCAGCAGCGAUGAGUUUCUGCUGGGGGGCCGUCAGAUGACAGCGGUGCCCGUCGCCAUGUCCCUCACUGCCAGCUUCAUGUCUGGCAUCACCGUGAUCGGCACUCCAGCAGAGGCCUAUCGGUUUGGGGCGGCCUUCUGGAUAUUUGGCAUCUCCUAUGCCAUCAUGUCCAUCAUCACCGCUGAAAUCUUCGUCCCUCUCUUCUACCGCCUGGGCAUCACCAGCACCUACGAGUAUCUGGAGAUGCGUUUCAACAAGUUGAUUCGGGUGAUCGGGACCACCAUGUACAUCAUACAAACGGCCCUGUACACUGGUAUGGUCAUCUACGCCCCAGCUCUUGCUCUCAAUCAAAUCACAGGGCUGAACCUCUGGGGAGUGCUGGUGGCCACUGGGGUGGUGUGCAUCAUCUACUGCACCCUGGGAGGUCUGAAGGCGGUCAUAUGGACAGACGUGUUUCAGAUGGUGAUCAUGUUAGCAGGCUUCGUGGCCGUCAUUGCCAGGGGGGCUGUCAUCCAGGGAGGUCUGGGGAAGAUCUGGGAUGACUGCUACCAAGGAGGCAGGCUCAACCUUUUUGAUUUUGAUCCGGACCCUUUGAAGCGUCACACGUUCUGGACGAUCGUGGUUGGUGGCAGUGUGAUGUGGGCGUCCAUCUACUCCAUCAACCAGUCACAGGUGCAGCGUUACAUCUCCUGCAAAACCCUAACUCAAGCCAAACUGUCACUGUAUGUGAAUAUGAUUGGUCUCUGGGUGACUGUGAGCUUAGCAGUGUUCUCCGGCCUCACCAUGUACUCCAUUUACAAAAACUGUGAUCCACUCACUAAUGGUGAUGUAGGGGCAUUUGAUCAGCUGCUUCCAUACCUGGUAAUGGACAUCCUGGCAGCCUAUCCUGGAGUCCCUGGGUUGUUUGUUGCGGCAGCAUACAGUGGUACACUGAGUACUGUAUCCUCCAGCAUCAAUGCGCUGGUGGCUGUCACUGUAGAGGACUUCAUCAGGCCAGUGUACAAAAACCUGACAGAUAAACAGGUGACCUGGAUGAACAUGGGCCUCAGUGUUUUCUUCGGAUUUUUGUGCAUUGGGAUGGCUGCAAUAGCUUCACUGAUGGGGAGCAUUCUGCAGGCAGCCCUGUCCAUAUUUGGAAUGAUCAGUGGCCCUCUUCUUGGGCUUUACCUCUUAGGCAUGUUCUGGCGCACAGCAAACUCAACAGGGGGACUCACAGGGCUGAUUGCGGGCCUUGUUAUUACCCUGUGGGUGGGGAUUGGAGCUCAGAUAUACCCACCCUUAGCUGAUAAGACCAACCCCCUGCCAAUCAGUGUGGCAGGCUGUAACCGCACACAGGACCUGAACUACACCACCCUGGCCCCAUGGACCAGUGCAGUAACACUGACCCCUCUGCCUGAUGACCGUCCGGCUCUGGCAGACUCUUGGUACUCCCUGUCCUACUUGUACUUCUGUCUUCUGGGCACUUUGGUGACUGUGAUCGUGGGCUUGGUGGUAAGCGCUAUCACAGGUGGCUGCAAGCAGGAGAAGCUAAGCUCAGAUCUCUUUGUAAGGAGAAGUGAUCUAUUCUGCGCUGGCUGUGGCAAGGACUCAGAGGCAUCAGAACCUGAGAUAAAUGAAAAGGCUGGGUCAGAGCUGAAGAAGGGAUCAAACAACGCUGGAUUCCAAGACCCUCAGUUUAACAUAGUGGAGAAGGUCUCUAAAAUGUGAUGCUGCCACCAAGCUAAAUGCACUCUGUCAACUGGAGUGCUCCAAGGGAACGAUUUUUCCUCUCACCUUUCCGUUCUAGUUUUAUUGUAAUGAAAUUCAUUACUAAGAGAAGGAACCCCAAGUGUGUAAUAAUGCAGGUUGAUACAGUUGAUCAACUAGCUAGCUCAUGUAUGUUAGGCUUAACCAGCUAUCUAAAUCUUAUAGUUAUCAUAGCCAGAUUACUUGCCCAGGUGCCUCAACCCCCAGGGGGUCUCCAUUGAUUUUGUAGAGUCAUUAAAGUAUCAUAUGAACACUUAUAAGACAUGGCAAAAUGUGUAGAAUUGCAGGAAAUUUGCUUUAAAACUGUAAAAUGUUCUCUAAACCAACAAGAGGUGUGUGAACAGUUUAGGAUCCCAUGUGUUGUGAGGUGGUUUGUUACUAUCCCAAUACAUGACAAUAUCCAUCCAGCUACCUAGGAAAUGUGUGUGACCAGACCUUCUCAAAUAGUAGUUGAGCAUCCCUGACCUAGGCCAUGGAAGGGUACUGCAAUGUAAAGCAAUAGUUGUAAGGUAGGACUUUUCAACCAUGUGUUAAGAUAAAACAAUAUAUAAUAAUGUACAUCUAACUUAAUUGUCAGUACAAAUAAGCAUAUGCAGUUCACAUAUAAUCAUAUUUAUUUUGUGUUUACAGCACUACACUGGCUGAUA